Balaenoptera acutorostrata (minke whale) is the source of this 12848-nucleotide messenger RNA. RefSeq names its product TAO kinase 1 (gene TAOK1). The transcript has 21 exons. Bases 881 to 3886 code for a protein of 1001 amino acids. Gene Ontology annotation, biological process: protein phosphorylation; execution phase of apoptosis. Gene Ontology annotation, molecular function: ATP binding; protein kinase activity. The record is from RefSeq and is a predicted model, not a curated record. NCBI's taxonomy places the organism in Eukaryota, Metazoa, Chordata, Mammalia, Artiodactyla, Balaenopteridae.
AGGAGGGGAGUGGUGUCUGGGAAGGGGGGGGAAUCUGGGCAGCGGCCGGGCUCUGUGGCUUCAGGGCUCGGAGAGAGAGAGGGAGGGUGGCAAAGAGAGUGAGUCGGUGCCGCCGCCUGCCUAAGGAGAGAGGAGGGGUCCUGCUUGCCUGCGCCCUUCGCGGGCCGAGAGCGCGAGGCACCCGCGAACCUCUGAGGCCUCCAGCCCCUGGGGACCCCGCCCCGCCGGCCGGCCGGCCCGGGGCCUCUCUUCCCUUUGUGAGCGCCCCCUUCCCAGGGGUGGUGGUGGCUGAGGGCUGUGCGUGGGCCCGCCCGCCGAGGGGCGGCGGCGGGGGACCGAGAGGGCCUCGGCUGUGUGAGGACGGGAGGCGGCCGAGGCCCGGGCCGGUUCCCCGAGGCGGCGGCGGCGGCUCCCGGCACUUCCCCGCGCCAUCUUAGCUGAGUCCAAGCUCUGAGGGCGCCUCCUCGACCCCGGUCGUCCCUUCGCCCCCCCCCCCCAACCCGCCGCCCCUUGUCGCAGAGCUUGGGCUGGGCGGCUUGCUGGGGCUCCGGGGGGGGGGCGGCGGUCUGUCGCCUGGCCCCCUCCUCCUCCUCACUCCUCGCCCUCCAGUGUAGCGGCUACUCAAGCGCUGCAGGGGGCUGCAGCUGCCUACUCCGCCCCAGACCUGUCGGCGAAAGGGUAUGAUGAGCCCAACAGUUCAGAAGAUGACUGCAUUGAAAAGAUAGUUUGUUUCAGUUCCCGAGAGGAGGUGGGACACCAAGCCAUCUAGGGCCACACAGGGAAGCACCAGUUUAUGCCAGCGUGGCUUCAUUCAUACAGAUGAACCAAGGAUUGGGAUAGCAAUAUAAAAUUAGAAUCAGACAGCUGAUUGCCCAGCAGGAUGCCAUCAACUAACCGUGCGGGCAGCCUGAAGGACCCUGAAAUUGCAGAGCUCUUCUUCAAAGAAGAUCCAGAGAAGCUCUUCACAGAUCUCAGAGAAAUUGGCCAUGGAAGCUUUGGAGCAGUGUAUUUUGCACGAGAUGUGCGCACCAAUGAAGUGGUGGCUAUCAAGAAAAUGUCUUAUAGUGGAAAGCAGUCCACUGAGAAAUGGCAGGAUAUUAUUAAGGAAGUCAAGUUUCUACAAAGAAUAAAACAUCCCAACAGUAUAGAAUACAAAGGCUGCUAUUUACGUGAGCACACAGCAUGGCUUGUAAUGGAGUAUUGUUUAGGAUCUGCUUCAGAUUUACUAGAAGUUCACAAAAAGCCAUUACAAGAAGUGGAAAUAGCAGCAAUUACACAUGGUGCUCUCCAGGGAUUAGCCUACUUACAUUCUCAUACCAUGAUCCAUAGAGAUAUCAAAGCAGGAAAUAUCCUUCUGACAGAGCCAGGCCAGGUGAAACUUGCUGACUUUGGAUCCGCUUCCAUGGCAUCUCCUGCCAAUUCUUUUGUGGGAACGCCAUAUUGGAUGGCCCCAGAAGUAAUUUUAGCCAUGGAUGAAGGACAGUAUGAUGGAAAAGUAGAUGUAUGGUCUCUUGGUAUAACGUGUAUUGAACUAGCGGAAAGGAAGCCUCCUUUAUUUAAUAUGAAUGCAAUGAGUGCCUUAUAUCACAUAGCCCAAAAUGAAUCCCCUACACUACAGUCUAAUGAAUGGUCUGAUUAUUUUCGCAACUUUGUAGAUUCUUGCCUCCAGAAAAUUCCUCAAGAUCGUCCUACAUCAGAGGAACUUUUAAAGCACAUGUUUGUUCUUCGGGAGCGCCCUGAAACAGUGUUAAUAGAUCUUAUUCAGAGGACAAAGGAUGCAGUAAGGGAGCUGGACAAUCUGCAGUAUCGAAAGAUGAAGAAACUCCUUUUCCAGGAGGCACAUAAUGGACCAGCAGUAGAAGCACAGGAAGAAGAAGAGGAACAAGAUCAUGGUGUUGGACGGACAGGAACAGUGAAUAGUGUUGGAAGUAAUCAGUCUAUUCCCAGUAUGUCCAUCAGUGCCAGUAGCCAAAGCAGUAGUGUUAACAGUCUUCCAGAUGCCUCGGAUGACAAGAGUGAGCUAGACAUGAUGGAGGGAGACCACACAGUGAUGUCUAAUAGUUCUGUCAUCCAUUUAAAACCUGAGGAAGAAAAUUACAGAGAAGAGGGAGAUCCUAGAACAAGGGCAUCAGAUCCACAAUCUCCACCCCAAGUAUCUCGUCAUAAAUCACACUACCGUAAUCGAGAACACUUUGCUACUAUACGGACGGCAUCACUGGUUACAAGGCAAAUGCAAGAACAUGAGCAGGACUCUGAGCUUAGAGAACAAAUGUCUGGCUACAAGAGAAUGAGGCGGCAACAUCAAAAGCAGCUGAUGACUCUGGAAAAUAAGUUAAAGGCUGAGAUGGAUGAACAUCGCCUCAGAUUAGACAAAGAUCUUGAAACACAACGUAACAAUUUUGCUGCAGAAAUGGAGAAACUUAUCAAGAAACAUCAGGCUGCCAUGGAAAAAGAGGCUAAAGUGAUGGCCAAUGAAGAGAAAAAAUUUCAGCAACAUAUUCAGGCCCAACAGAAGAAAGAACUAAACAGCUUUUUGGAGUCCCAGAAAAGAGAAUAUAAACUUCGAAAAGAACAGCUUAAGGAGGAGCUGAAUGAAAAUCAGAGCACCCCCAAAAAAGAAAAACAGGAGUGGCUUUCAAAGCAGAAGGAGAAUAUACAGCAUUUCCAAGCAGAAGAAGAGGCUAAUCUUCUACGGCGUCAGAGACAAUACCUAGAGCUGGAAUGCCGUCGCUUCAAGAGAAGAAUGUUACUUGGGCGCCAUAACUUAGAACAGGACCUUGUCAGGGAGGAGUUAAAUAAAAGACAGACUCAAAAGGACUUAGAGCACGCCAUGCUGCUGCGACAGCAUGAGUCCAUGCAAGAACUGGAGUUCCGCCACCUCAACACAAUUCAGAAGAUGCGCUGUGAGUUGAUCAGAUUGCAGCAUCAAACUGAGCUCACUAACCAGCUAGAAUAUAAUAAACGAAGAGAACGAGAACUAAGGCGAAAGCAUGUCAUGGAGGUUCGACAACAGCCUAAGAGUCUGAAGUCUAAAGAACUCCAAAUAAAAAAGCAGUUUCAGGACACCUGCAAAAUCCAAACCAGACAGUACAAAGCAUUAAGAAAUCACCUACUGGAGACUACACCAAAGAGUGAGCACAAAGCUGUUCUGAAACGGCUCAAGGAGGAGCAGACCCGGAAGUUAGCCAUCUUGGCUGAACAGUAUGACCACAGCAUUAAUGAAAUGCUGUCCACCCAAGCUCUGCGUUUGGAUGAAGCACAGGAAGCAGAGUGCCAGGUUUUAAAGAUGCAGCUGCAGCAGGAACUGGAGCUGUUAAAUGCAUAUCAGAGCAAAAUCAAGAUGCAAGCUGAGGCACAACAUGAUCGAGAGCUUCGGGAACUUGAACAGAGGGUCUCCCUCCGCAGGGCGCUCUUAGAACAAAAGAUUGAAGAAGAAAUGUUGGCUUUGCAGAAUGAACGCACAGAACGAAUACGAAGCCUGCUGGAGCGUCAAGCCAGAGAAAUUGAAGCCUUUGACUCUGAAAGCAUGAGACUAGGUUUUAGUAACAUGGUCCUUUCUAAUCUCUCCCCUGAGGCAUUCAGCCACAGCUACCCGGGAGCUUCUGGUUGGUCUCACAAUCCUACUGGGGGUCCAGGACCUCACUGGGGUCAUCCCAUGGGUGGCCCACCACAGGCUUGGGGCCAUCCAAUGCAAGGUGGACCCCAGCCGUGGGGUCACCCCUCAGGGCCAAUGCAAGGGGUACCUCGAGGUAGCAGUAUGGGAGUCCGCAAUAGCCCUCAGGCUCUAAGGCGGACAGCUUCUGGGGGACGGACGGAGCAGGGCAUGAGCAGAAGCACGAGUGUCACUUCACAAAUAUCCAAUGGGUCACACAUGUCUUAUACAUAACUUAAUAAUUGAGAGUGGCAAUUCCGCUGGAGCUGUCUGCCAAAAGAAACUGCCUACAGACAUCGUCACAGCAGCCUCCUCACUUGGGCACUACAGUGUGGAAGCUGAGUGCACAUGGUAUAUUUUAUUCAUUUUUGUAAAGCGUUCUGUUUUGUGUUUACUAAUUGAGAUGUCAUAGUAUUUGGCUGCCGGGUUUUGUUUUUUUGUUUUUGUUUUUUAACUUUUGGAGAAAUUUUGAAAAGGGGAAUUGAUAUGUAUGUGUGUAUACAUAUACAUACGCACACACACACACACACACACACACACACACACACAUAUAUAUAUAUAUAUAUAUAUAUAUAUAUAUAUAUAUAUAUAUCUCAAGCAUGUGGUUACAAGAAAUUGGCUAGUUAGGGGGUAUUUUCUGAACACUGCAAAAAUAGAAUGCAGCAAUGUGUCUUGAGUCAUCACUUUGGGGCAGUUAUAUCCUAAGAAGGUCGUGAAAAAAUCUAAAGCCUUUCUCCAUACCCCAAAUUCUUAUAAGCCACUCACAGCAGGCAGCAUAUGCUGAAACAAGUUAUUAUGGAAACACAUCUGUGUCCCCUCACCAAUGUAUUUUCUUUAUUAAAUUGGUCUGACUUCUCAGCCUCAUUUGGAGUGAAAAAGAAUGUGGAAAUCCAUGAACACUAAAGGGUUCCAUUGACUUUUUCAGAGAGUAGAAAACAAUUUAGUUCUUUUUCUGAAUGCUGCAUAGAUUUGUCAGUGAUUUUUUUUUUUUUUUUUUGUCCAUUCAAUUGUGCCUUUUUUGUGGCAUGGUGAGAUGGAGGUGUAAGGAGAUAACAAGUUGUGUGGGAAUUGCAUCAACGAACCUGUGAGCCUUUAAAGGGGAAGACCAGAAGGGUGAGAGAGGCCCCUGAAAGUUCAUAUGGUGGGUAUGUUCAGCAGCAUAGUGAGGAGAUGAAGCCUCUAUAUCCUGACGUUUUGUUGCUUAUACUGUGAUAUCUUAUCCUAGCUAAGCUCUAUAACUCCCAAGACCCCAGACAGUACUUUUACUUUGUACAAAAACAAAGACAUAUAGCCAAUACAAAUCAAAUGCCAGAGGGUUUUGAAUGAUGCCAUAUUUGCAAACUGCCAUCUAUUGGAAUUCUCACCACACUACAUAGACAUAAUUUGAUUACCCCUUUUGGCUUAUGGGAUUUCCUGUUUACAAGUAGAAUAGCCAAUUAUUUAAAUGCUUAGUUGCCAUAGUGAACCAGGAGUCACUGAGCCAAUGACUUUACCAGCUGCUGACUAAUGCUCAUCACCACUGUAGAUUUUGCUGCAUGUGCAGGUCCUCUUUUUUUUUUUUUUUUUUUAAAAUUGCUGUUUUUGUUGCUGCAAUACUUUACAAACUUCUAGUUCCUUGAGACUUAGUGACCAUUUGGCAUCAUGUUAACAUCACACAACAGGAAACACCACUUCCAGAAGUCUCUAGCCUCAGUGCUAAAGUACUACUGAAAAGGAACUAGCAAGUUUGGCAAAUUAAAGGAAAAAAAAGUAAAGUAAGUUAUAGUGGUCAGGGAAUCUCUUGACAAACGCUAACUUUUUUUUUUCCCACAGAGGGGCGUGUUUUGUUUUGUUUUGUUCUGUUCUGUUCUGUUUAGUUUUGCAAUGAAGGAUCAACCCAAUGCUGAAAGUUAGAUGUUAUUUGGUAUUCCACUGCUAGUGUGGAAAUUGAGUUGAAGGUGGGUAGGAAGCUGUGAGUAUGACUUGAAGGAAAAAAACUUUCUUUUCAGUGAUAAAUCAGAGUUUCUUACAGGUUGUCUUGACCCCUCCCUUGUCUUGAAGAACCCUUGCUGCUGACUCUGGAUCCUGCUUUUCGUAAUAGAGGACUCCAAGGUAGAAUUUUCUGAGUCCCUCUCAAUGAUACUCUUCACCUAGACCAGGCUGAUGACCAAGCAGUAAUCUAUAAUUGUUGAAAUAUUGGCUUUCUCAACAAAAUUUAAGUCUUCCCCAGGUACGUCAGUCUAAUCUCCAUGAAUCCUCCCCUUUAGGAGUUUCUGGCAUUCAUUUAAAGGUAACUAGAAGAAAAAUUAAUAUUUUACUGUAAAUCUUUUAAAAACCAAGAUCACAGUAGAAUUCACACACAGUUUUAGGCAGUGUUUCAGGUAGCACUCCGGUACAUUGUCCUCUUGGCCAUGCUUGAGAUCACCAGUUUUUAGGUGAACGUGACAUGUACUUCUUGUCUGUCUAAUGAAAGGAGCUUUUAAUUUUCUAUCAUUUUACAUUCACCUACUCUACAGUAUUUCAAACAAAUUGAGAUAUUUACCUAUUUGGAGGAAAAUGAUAGGAGAGAGCUUUAGAAUUAAUGUCCAAAAAUAUAAUGAAUUUGAUACCUUUAAAAAAAAUUCUUAUUAGAUCUGGCCCCUCUGUACUACUGGAGGGGUGGAAUAGGAGUACAGCUCAGUUUUACAUACAAAACUCUUUAAAAUAAAAAAUACUACCAAUAAUACAUGUUAAAGUCCACUUGUGGACUUAAAUUAGUCAGAUUGAGUUAUUGAGUUCAUGCAGAUCAUAUGUACUUGUAAAAUUGUGAUUGAAUACUGACUCCAGAUGUCUAUCCAGUAGGUCUUUGUAUCUGAUUUAAUUGUGUGGCAACCAGUUUUACAUGUAGGUCAUGACUAUACCUGGAUUAUUCCAUUAAGUUCAUUUUAAUUAAAAUAUAUAUAGUUUGCAAAAAUGGUUCAACUUAAUUGAUUUGUGUGUGUUUGCAAGAUCUAACUUCUGAGGAAUAUCAUACAUGGUAGGAAUUAUCAAAGAGUAAAGCUUGUAGCAGGAAAAUUUGAAAGGUUUUGAGAGAUUCUGAAGAAAGAAGCAGGCACUUUCUGAAUCAGUGUACAGACGUCAACAUUUGAUCAAAUUACUACUACCUCUUCCCCAUUGUUGGUGUUCACUUGAUAUAUAUGUGUUUAAGAAAAUAAAACGUAUGCGAUAUUUGUCCAGCAUAUCAGAAAGUCGUAAAUGCUAUGUCUGGUAUCCAGAGCUUGGCAGUAAAAGUUUCUUGUGUUCACUGUCUCUCCCUUUUUUAAGUUAGCAUUAGAAAAAUGCAAAACCUCAUACCUUGAAAUAUAUUGUUCCUAAUGGGGUUCCCUUCCUUUUGCACAUAUUUUUCCCCUUGUUAAAGUCAGCUCUAACCCCGAAUUAAAGUAUCUGAAAGUAUUUUCAUUAUAUAGAUAAAGUUAGUUGGAAAAUAUGUUUUUAUUAGUUUUAUUGAGAGCUGCCAUUCUUUUUAGUCAUUUCUGUGCCUAGAGAUGAGUAGUCCUGCAUUUGAAGCCACACCCACAGAUAUAAUAUGCUUGGUACUCUAGGCCAAGGAUUUAUUAUUGGUAAGUUGAACUUUUUAGCAUAGUCAUGAUUUUCAGCUGCCAAGACAUCAGGUAAACACCAUUCAGUACACUAAAGAAACUAUCCUUGACUCUCUCCCACUCCCACCUAUUUUUCCUCACCCCCUUUUCAAAAAUUGAAAACGCUAUGAGUGUCUUUUUCAGACCAUAAGGCAGACUUUAGUAGCUUUCUACUUCUUUAACUAAAUGUCUGGCAUUUUAAACUUUUAUAGAAUACAUUGUGUUGGACACUGGAAUAAUACUGUUUAUUUUCACCUGUGAAAAAUGACUUUAUUGUACUUGAAACACCUCCUUUGCAUUUCUCCAUUUGUGCCAUUCACUAGUGGAAAUAAAUUGUAUUAUACCAUAAUCUACUGGCUUUUAAAAACUGUGUUAAAUAUGCACAUUUUUGGUAUAGCUAUUAUCAUUUGUAUGUAUAUAUUGUAUAUACAUAUGAGUGUCUAUAUGUGUGUAUAGAUUGAUGAAUAUAAUUCAUACUGUACAUUUCCAUCAGGGCACUUAAGGUUCUGUUAUUUUGUUUCAUUAUUUUAGUCCUCAGUUAAGGCAAGAAUGCAUGUGUUUCUUAACAAUGAGUACUCUGGGUUGAUAUUUAUGAGAAGGUGGUCAUUAGAUGCAAUCUUUUCUAUUUUAAUCCCCUCUUAGCACUUGAGUGGGUGGAAAGAAAGUUAAGUAAAAUGUGGAACCAUAAGUUGCAAUGCAGUAAAAUAGUGCUGGGGAAGGAGCCAGUUAGUGUUUCUGUGAGUUUGUGUCGUGAUGCAAUGAAAGAUAGGUGAUGCAGAGAGAAAUGAACCAUGGAAACUAAAAACACUGGUGGUGAUUCCUCUGCAAAGAUAAAAAGAACCAAUAAGUCACAUAAUCUUCAUGUGCACUCCAUACAUGUUUCUUAGUAGUGGUGCCAUUGAUCCUCUUACCCUUUUUACUCCAUUAAUAAUAAUAAUUAUAAAUUUUGCUAAGGACCAAAACAUCCAAGAAAGGAAUUACUGCUAAAGCAUCUAAGGUUCUCCUAAACUAUAAAAUCAACAGGAAAUGGCCACUGGGAGAGAAGGAUUUGGUAUUGGCAGGGGAUUUCUCCUUUUAGCUGCCUCUUCUUGCUUGCUAAUAGUAAGUUCUUCAUGCACCUUCCACCCCUUCGGAGGCACUACUUUUCAAGCACAGAUUUGGCCCAACACUGCAACCCUUUCCUAAAAAGUUUAUAUGACCCUGCGUUUUGUUCCAUGCUCACAAUGUGAAGUGUCUAGUGUAUAUUCCAGUCAGAAAAUAAUAUAUUUAAGGUGUAUAAGUGUGAAUCUCCUAUAAUGAUGGAAGAGGAGGCUCUUAUUUCUUAGAAAACUGCUUUCUCUAAGGAACAAAUCUAAAACUUGGCCUGUCAUCUUGGAGCUGCUUACCAAAAUACAAAUCCUUAUUAAAGAGAAACAAAUUCUCUGUUUUCCCUCAUCUAUCAUGAUAGUGCCCCCCAACCAGGUUGUAACAUUGCCUAUUAAAAGGCAGUCACUUACUCUUAGUUGUUAAGAACUGGAAAUUUUCCAUCCUCAGAUUCCUUAAAGGAUCAAGAGUGUGCUGUACACUUAGCAGACUUGCCUCUUGUAUGCAAGGACUACUGAUUGAAGUCUAUUUUGCUGUGUGUCUGGUUAUGUUGUCUGCACUUUUAUUAAAUCACUACAGUAAGUCUACAUUGAAAGUGACUUAAUUUGUAAAGAAGUCUUAUUAAACACUGUCUAGAAAAAGAAAGUGAAGCUGAGAACUCUUCCUUUAUUGUGCAUUUAUAUUUUCUACUGAAUUCUGGUAGCCCCCUUUAAAGUCACAUUAACUAAUUCUUCCCUUGUUUAUAUUCAGAUUUCCAAAAUUUCACUCAUGCAAGGGAAGAGAAUCUAUUUGGCCUAAUGGUAGUCUUCAGAUCAUAAGAAAUAUGUAAAUUAGCAUGCACCUUAUCUGCCUGUUGUGGGUUUCUUAAACUUGCACUUCUCUCUCACCCACCCCAAAAUAGAUAUCCUUUAAAGAAAAAGGCAGAGAAUUAAAACUGGGGAGCCAUUUACUAUGUCACCAUCACUGUUAACUGUUACCCAGCAAUCAGAACUUUUUGAAGUUUCAGAGCUUGUGUGUGUGUAUGUGUGUGUGUCUGUGUGUAUCUGUUUGAUUGUGUUGGGUUUGUUUUGUUUUUCAAUGUACAAGAGAGUCUUCUUUAAAUAGAGAAAAAGGUUAAUCCUCUCUGAAACAGGAUGCCCAUUGGAUAUACUAAUCUGGACAUCUGUAGGUAGUUUGCCAUGAAAAAGCAGAGAGAAGAUGAGACUUGUGAAUGAAUGAAAAGGGUAUCUUGAUACCCCAGAAUUCCCCCUAAAUUACGGGUAAUUCAACCUGCACAGUUUCCUUUUCACUCAUAGUUUUUAGCAAUUGUGAGUGAAGAAAUCAUGUAAUUAUCUGUAAAUAUGUAGCUAACAAAUUGACCUAGUUUCUGUAUUUUUUUGUUUUUGUACUAAAGUUUAUAAGUCUGUGCCAGCUAGAGAGGAGUUGCUGUCAUUGCCAGUUGUGGUCCUAGCAUCUAACCCUGAAACCAUCCUAGGUGACGUUUUUAGAAUUAAUGCUUCAGUGUUGUUAAACAGGGAGAAAUUAAGCUCAACCAUUGGUCAGGUUUAAAAUCUUUUGAAGCAAAGUCAUUUUAUUUAAUACAAUGAUUACAUGUCCUCAAUCAUGAAUGAGGUAGGGAACCUCCCUCCCCCAGUGGCCAUGUUUACAGAAGUGUGUUUUGUCUAUAAAGUGCAAGGGUUUUAAUGUUUAUGUAAAUUAUGCAGGUGAUAACAUUAUGGCUUGGAAUUGUUUAUUGGGCUCUCUUGCUGAAUUUUCAAAUGAAAUGAACUAUGCUUAUUACUGGCACAUUGAUCCCAUUUCUGGAGCAUUUUCCUAUUUCCAGAAUUACAUGUAUUCCUUUGUCAUUAUCCCUUGAUAUGCCUUGUAGCCUAAGGUAUUAAAAGCUGGUAAACAUAGAUGAGGGAAUUGCAUUUUUUAAAAUCCAUGAACCUUCAUUUGUAUGCCUUCAUUACUCAUGUUUCUUUGGCAACUCUGAGGUCAGUGAAGUUUAGAAAUGAGAUACCAGUGUUAAUGAAAAGUGUGUACUCUUUGCUUUUGCAUGGCUUGGCUUAGCAUCAAGGGUAUAUUUGGGUCACUUGAAAGCAUGAAGACCAGUUGUAUGGGAACAGGUUUCUCGCAGUGGCACAUUUUGCUUUUUCUGAGCCCUCAAAUACAUUGCCUCAGCAUGAACAUUAUUGUUUCUAUAAAUUACACAUGGUCAUGGAAUGAAUUAUGUGAUUUAAAAGGAUGGAACUGCUUAAUGUUUGCAAAUUCCAGCUGGCCAUGUGACUAUUGGACACAUAUCAAACAAACCUGGGGGGAAAUAUUGGAACCCUUCUAACCCUUUUUUGGUCAUAGACAAGUAUAUUUAGUUUAUUAAGAUGUUGGCUGCCCCUGGUAUGUUGCCAGAAAGCUCUUUUUUGGUGCCCAUUCCAAAUGUGCUUUCUUGCAUUUCAUAAUAUCAAAGAAACCACCACCCCUUCUCCCCAACAGCAUUUUAUGUCAGACCUUUUAUUCCACAUUAAAUGGGAGUUGUGCCUACUUAGAGUGCCCCUCCAAUUAAUUACAUACACGUGUCCUAAAAUAAUCCAAGCAGGAGACACAGGAAAAUUUUUUUUAGGAAGUCCACUCGAGGCCAGUAAUCUAUCUGACAAGGUAUUUUACCACAUUAUCUUGCCACUUGAUAAGUGAGCCUAUUAGGAAUUGCAGGUGGUUUCAUAGGACAAAAUCCAAGUAGAGAGGAAUAUGUGGGGUUUCUAUUAAGAGAUAAUUUUGUUAUUGUUUUACCUCUCCUUUUAUGAUCCUUCUCUGCUGGGUUAGAAUGGGUUAAUUCUCCAAAUUUAUUUUGUUUUUUAUCUUUUAGGGAAAUUUUUACAAAAGUGAUGGUCUGAUGUAAAUAACAUUUUGAAGUAUAGUGCACAUAAGUUCCCGAGACUAUUUCAACCUGAUAAUUUGUAAAUGCUUUAGAGUUUUUUUCAUUAACACUUGUGUUGCUAAAUCCUAUUUAUGUAAGUCUGCUAAAAAUUUUAACCCAUUUAAAACUUAAACAUUUUAAUAAUGGAUGAGUUACUCUGAGCAAUUUAGCUUUCAAAACCCCCUUGUUUUAGUAUAUGAAAAAGAUAGCCUAAUGCGCAUUAAUGAGGUUGGAGAGACUAUGAGAAAUAUGUAUAGUGUAUAUUUUAAAACAGCUUUGCUUGUAUUGUGAAGAUUUAAAAACAAACUUGAGAUUUUUAACGUAACUAUUAACACAGUUUUAACAUAAGUUAUCCCACUGGGUUUAAGAGCAUCUUGAAUGUAUAAUCCUUUUUGUAACCCAGGUUGGUUUCUGCUUUUACAGUCAUCCAAACAUAUUAUUUAUGAUUUUAGUUUUAUAUACUCAUUUACUUUUGUUUUCCUCAACCAGCAUGAUUUUUUUGCACAUGUAUUGUAGAAAUUUUUAAAAAGAAAAAUCAGUACAUCAUUUUCUCUGGAUUUUCUUCACUUCUGUCUUCCUUUCUACUAACCCAUUACCUUAAAGGCCAUAUCGCUCCAUUUGCAUUAUUUGUGCAAAUGCCAGGGUUGGUUUUUAUUUUUAUUUUUGCUAUUUACCUAAAAAAAGAAAAAUGCUUCAGCCAAUUGCUUUUUUAUUUAAAAAAAGAAAAAAGAAAAGAAAAAAAGCUGUAACCUUAUCAUUUCUGAGUAGACCAUUGAGAGAUGAAUGCACACCUGUAAUAGCCCAGGACCAGCUUUGGUGGCUAAAGGGAAUAUUUUAACUAAGCAAGAGGUUCUUUUCUAAAAGUAGUAUAUAUUAUUCACAAUCUCUUUCAGUUAUUCCCACAAGUCAGGGGUCCAGAUAAAAUGAGGGUUAUCAGCUAACUGAUAUGUUAUCAUUGAGGUUCAUCAAUGAAUUUGUACAUUUCUAGUUCCCUUUGGUGAAGGGAAAAAAAAUGAUGAUUUUGCAAGACCUAGAUUUUGGCUUGGUUUCUUGCCUCCUUUUUUGGCAGCCUUCAUCUUCUCAUCUCCUAAAGCCCUUGAGCCUGUAGGGUUUUCAUGGUGGACAAAGGACCUGUGGUCUUUUAAAACUAGGACUGAUUUUUUUGGCAAGAGAUUAUCAUGUUGAAAGUGAUGUUCUGCCACUUUACCGAUGACUAAUUUUAAAUAUACACAGUCCUCUUAAUUUUCGGACCAAACAGACACCCACAGUGGAGGCUUAUCAAAGGGUUGCAAUGGGGAAGAAGCCUCUCCCUCACUGUCAGCACCAGCUGGUAAAGGUGACUGUACAGAUGUGCAUUUUCCUUUUGGUAGAAAUGGUCCGCAGCACUAAUUGGUAAGGCUUAUUGUACAGUAUAUUGUCAGUAUUCUUCUGGUUCAACAUACCUUAUAGUUCAUAUAUAACCUGUAUUAAUUGUAUAGAUUGUGCAUUUAAAGCUGUUACCAAGUUGUCAGAACAUAAGAGCGAAAACAAGGUCAUAUGUAAUAUUUUGUUUGUAAGUAUCCUUUGUAUCAUAGCAAAGGAAAUGUUUAAAAAAAAUCAACUGUAAUAAAGUAAUUUUAGUACA